UACUCUUCUGAGGGCGCCGACAAGCGCCUCAGUGGAGCGGCCGCUUCCGCCAUGGGAUGUACUCAUUCUUCAUCGGCGAAAAGCAGCGGAUCAGCUUCAGGUUCAGCAGCCCAGACGCAACCUGCCGGGCAGAACGAUGUAUCCUCCUCCGCGAUUGUUGCUUCAGUUCACGCGAAAAGCAGCGAUGGACCCGUUAAGCAGGUCCGUGAUUCAGUUCAAGACAUAACUGCACAUGAAGGCAAGACAUAUAAACAAACCCACAAGGCUAGCAGCAGCGCGGAGGGCUACGCAAGCGCCAGCGAUGGAGGCAACGAUGAAAGACCAGCAACUUACCACAACCGCGACGAUAAAUGCACCGCCGCUAGCAGCCCGACCCACCAGCAACUAGGCAGCGGCCCCAGCCCCAUCCACACGCAUCAUCACCAACCCACAUCACCAGUAGCAGCAACAUCCAACAAUAAUAAUCACAAGCAGUCCUCCUCCGUUGACGCAGCCGGAGGCGCCGGAGGCGCUGCAAUGUACGGCAGCCGCACCGCCAGCUGCGAGGACAGUCGCAGCGCGUACGGCAGUGCGCUGUACGGCACAUUAGACCGCACGGGAAGUACGGCAACCACCACCACAACCCCAACCGCCGCAUCCGAAGCUCAUGCGGGCCAACAGCAGCAGGGCGCAGGCGGCGGCGGCCGCAACACCAGCCAAGACGCCCGGCACAGCAACCGCAGCAGCUUUGCAGCGGAGGGGCUCUCCCCCGGGGCCAUCCGGGCAGCCUACGCUACCAACGGCAGCAGCGCGGCGGGGCGGGGUGGAGGCGGGCGGAGCGAGGAGGUGGCGGACGAGGAGGUGGUUCCUCCGCUGCCUCCCGCGGUGGAGGCGGCUCGGUGCAGCCGGCAGGCGCGGCUGAGCAGCAUCCAGGCGGCGGAUGUGAUGGGGGUGGGCGGAGACAAGGCGGGGCAGGCGGGCAGAGCCCUGCCCGCCGCCUACGACCCGCUCCCCGGCUUCCAGCCGCCGGCCCCGCUGGCGGCCGUGUACCCGCUGCUGGGGGCGCUGCCGCCCGACACGCCCGUGCCGCUGGAGGUGCUGGCGCGGCUGUGGAGGGCGGGCGGCGAGGAGGAGGCGGCGGAGCUGGCUCGCUGCUUCGCCGCCUGCGGCAUCCUGCGCCUGGCCUCCCUGGAGGACGGCAGCUGCUGGGCGCUGCCCGCCCCCGCCCAUGUGGCGCAUGCGGCGGCGGUGUGGCCGGGGGCGGUGGCGGCGGUGCAUGGGCAGCUGCUGGAGGCGUACUGCGGGGGGAGGGGGGGAGGGGGAGGGGCGCUGGAGGGGCUGAGGGACGAUGGGUAUAUCAUACAGGCCCUGUCCCACCACCUGGUGGGGGCGGGGCGGCUGGACUCGCUGCGGCAGCUGCUGAUGAACCCCGGCUGGCUGGAGGCCAAGCUGCACGCGUACGGGGUGGGGGCGGUGGUGCGGGACUUCAGGAGGUACCUGCAGGAGGCCGCCAACGACAGCGAGGCGGCGGAUGUGAAGCUGCUGCUGCAGGCCUUCCAGCUGAGUCUGGGCGCCGCCAUGGCCCACCCCGCGGCUCGCAUGAUGCGCGAGCAGAUGCUGGCGCGGCUGAUGGCGGUUGCGGAGCGGGGCAGGCUCAAGGACUGGUUUGAGGAGCAGACCGCCAAGUGCGCCGCGGAGGGCAUGCUGGCGGUCAACUGCCGCCUGCUGCACCUCAUGCCCCGCUCGCCCAGCCUGGCGCAGGCUGGCGGUGUGCAGCGCAUGACGCUCCGCGGCCACUCCGGCCCCAUCCGCCGAGUGGCGCUGGCACCCAACUGCUGCGAGCUGGUCACCAUAUCGGAUGAUGGCUCGGCGCAGGUGUGGGACAUGAACAUCGGCGACUGUGUGAUGCAGCUGGCUCGCGACGCGCCGCUCACCGCGGUGGGGGUCACCCCCGACAGCGGCGCGGCGGUGGUGGCGGCGGCGGACGGCACGGCGGCGGUGUGGAGCCUGGCGGCGGGGCAGGUGACGCACACGCUGGCGGGGCACAGCGCGCGCAUCACCUGCCUUGCCAUCGACAAGCAGGGCAUCCGGGUGGUGACGGGCAGCGACGACCGCACCGCGCGCGUGUGGAACCUGUCGGACGGCAGCUGCGAGGCGGUGCUGGCGGGACAUGGGGGGGCGGCAGGCCUGGUGGGUGCCGUACUGGACGUGUGUGUAUGUGCCGACGGCACGCUGGCGGUGAGCACCUCUGACGACUGGAGUGCGCGGGUGUGGGAUCUGGACGAGGACGGCGAGCUGCUGCACGUGCUGGAGGGGCACGGCGGCUGGGUGACCAGCGCGGCGUUCGUGGGGAGCAGCCACCGGGUGGUGACGGCGUCGCAUGACUCCACCGCCCGGCUGUGGGACGCGCUGAAGGGCCGCUGUCUGGCGGUGCUGGCGGGUCACUCCGGGCGGCUGAACCGCGUGUCGUGCGACCCGGGGGGCAGCUGGGCGGUGACGGCGAGUGACGACUUCACGGCGCGGGUGUGGGACUGCGAGAGCGGCGAGUGCAAGCUGGUGCUGGAGGGUCACGGGGGCCACGUGACGGAUGCGGCCAUCACCCGGGAUGGGCACAAGGUGGUGACUGCGGCGGGCGACGGCACCUGCGCGGUGUGGGACAUGGCCACCGGCCGGCGGGAGGCCCUGCUGGAGGGGCACACGGGCGAGAUCUCGGCUGUCGUACUCACACAGCGGGGGCGCUUCGCCGUGACUGCGGGGGAGGACUGUACGGCACGCGUGUGGGAUCUGGCGGCGGUGGCGGAGGCGGCACCACCUCCCCCCACGCAUGGCGGCGGGCGCGUGGCUGCGCUGUCUGCGCUGCCGGACGGGCAGCUGGUGGUGUCUGCGGGGGACGAUGGGCGCGUGUACCUGUGGGACCCGGUGGAGGGCACCUGCCUGAAGCGCAUGGAGGGGCACCGCGCGGGGGUGCGCUUCAUGCGCGUGUCGGCGGACGGGGCGCACGUCGUCACCGGCAGCGGGGACAGACAGAUCUGCCGCUGGAACUGGUCCGCCUACUCUGCUGCCGCCGCCGCCGCCUCGCAGCGCCGCUCCCUGGAGCGCCGCGACUUCAUGCUGCACACGCUGCUCACCUCGGGGGGCGGACACACCUGCGCCUCCUCCUCCGUGGGCGGACACAGCGGCAACACCACCGGCACGGGAGCGGUGGGCGGGGGAGGAGGGGGAGCAGGAGGGGGAGCAGGAGCGGCAGGAGGGGUGAAUGGCGGCGUGUCAAACCGGACCAGUGAGGAGGAUGACCCCAUGACGGCGCUAGCGGCGCUGAAACCUCCGGGAGCAGGUGCGGCAGGGGCCCCAGCUGCAGGGCCGGCGGCAGCGGCGCCGACAGUGCCGGCGGCGGCGGCGGCGGCGCAGACACCGCUAUCCGCGCUGCCCACUCGUCUCUUCAGCCCGCCGACGGGAGCAGGAGGGGCAGGCGGCGCCGCCAGCCCCUUCUCAGCAACAGCAGCCGGCGGCGGCGGCGGCCCCUCCUGCGGCAUCACGGGGUCCAGUCGGAGCCUGGCGGAUGUGGUUUCGGGGCUGCAUGCGGACCCCCUCCGCGCCAGCAUGCCAGCUCAGCAGGGCAGCCGUGUCAAACACAUGGCGUUCGACGCGUCAUGCCGUACGGCAGCUGUGUUGCUGUACGACAGCACAGUCAGCAUUUGGGACGUGGAGAGCGGUCGUUGUACGGCACAGUUGAUACGGCGGGGGGAGCGCGACGCGACGAGGACGCAUAGCGGCGGAGUAAAUGCGGUGUAUUUGACACGGGAUGCGAGUACGGCGGUGACGAUUAGCAAGGACUGUACGGCAAGGGUUUGGGACGUGCCAACUGCCACCACUCGCUACGUGGUGUCGGGCCACACGGACGGUCUGGUGGCGGCCGACAUCUCGGGGGACGAGGCGCUGCUGGCAACCGCCGCGUACGACAAGACUGUACGGGUAACUCGGUUGGCGGUUGGUACGGCGGUUGCCGUACUGGACCACCCCCAACCGCCAACCUCCGUGAGCUUCAGCCCGGACAGCCGGCGGAUGGCGGUUGGGCUGGAGGACUACACAGUGGUUGUGUGGGACCUGGUGGGGCGCAGCUGCCUGCCCUCCCUGGACGCGCACAAGGCCCCCCUGGCGGUCCUCACCUGGUCCCCGGACAGCCGCUUCCUGCUGACCGCGGCGCAGGACUGCACGCUGCGGCUGUGGCGGGCGGCGGACGGGCACCAGCAGGCCUUCUUCAUGGGCGAUGCGGCGCUGACGGCGGCGUGCUUCGCGGGGCACCCCUUCAGCGACAUCGUGGUGGCGGGGGACGCGGCGGGGGCGGUGCACUUCCUGGACUUUGCGGAGGAGCUGCAGGGGUGAGGGGGGAGGGAGGAUGAGGAGGGGGGGAGAGGAAGAGGAGGAGAAGGGAGGAGGAGAGGCGGGGGAGGUGCAUUUGAAAGGAGGAGAGGAGGGGCAGUGGUCCUCCUGUGGCACGUAGGACGCAGAAGAGACAGAGAUGAUUACCUAUCUACCUACCGACCGACCAUCCUGUUGCUGGCGUUGUUGAUGUUGGCGGAUGGUGGUGGUGGUGGUGGUAUGCAGCGGUGUGCAGCGGUGGGUUCACCAUUCGUACGGCUGCUGGGCACUACAGAGAGAAGAACAUACUCAAGGAGAAGAGGUUACCCUAGCAGCAGUAGUCGCACUGCUCAAGAACGGCAACGGGCUGUGAGUGUGCAUUCAUGGGCAUGUGUGGUAGGAGCAGAGCGGGGGGUGUCUGGGCCGUGCAACGUGUAUGUGUGUGGGUAGGGAGAGGUGGGUAGGGAGAGGUGGGCACUCUGCGGCCAGCUGCAGGUUGACACCGCUGGCUGGGCCGCUACCUGGGUCACCACCGCUGAACGGGGAGGGCACCCUGAAGGGGGCACGCAGCGGUGCAGGGGGGGGGGGGGGACGUCCGUCCCGCUCCCAUGCGCUGCCAUGCGUGUCGGAGGGGAGCUCGGGCUAGGGCUGGCCGCUGCGGGUUGAAGGUGAUGCGGCGGCGGUGCUGCUGAUGGGGCCGGGCUGGAAGGGUGGGCAGUGGGGUUGAGAUGAGACAAGGUGGAUAGGGGAGGGGCGAGAAGGAGGGGGCAAGGCAGGCGCGGACAGUGGGGAUCGUUAGUUGAACAAGCGAUUUCCGAAGGUGUCGAAUGUAAACAUCGUAAUAUGCAUCACAUGGCUCUAUGGUUAUUGGAAGUAAGGUUUUAUGCACGGCUUUUGGAUGCUGGUUUGCCCGCGGGGAUGCGGGUUUGCAAACAACGUUGCUGCGCUGACGUUUGUUGCUUUUGCGUUGCUGAUGCGUGUGCUGUUCUAUCGUUGGGGAGUAGUUGCUGUUGUUUGCUGCAGCUCUAGAGGACUUCUGAGGACCCAUGUGCAUGUAUAUGUGGGAGGGUGGGGGGCUGCGGGUCUUGCGGGAAACCUGCUGGGUUGGGCGGGUGUCAUGCAUACCCGUGUCAUGCCUACCGGGACAGGACAAGAACGAAUGGCCAAGACGAAAUGAUUGAUGUAUUUUGUUGCUCGGACAAGUCCCGCACCAUCAAGACUAGGAGCUGCAUAGCCCCACCCCUUCCCCUUAAUUGCUGAAGCUUACCUAGCUUGCCUGCCGCUGUCUUUUCUGCUACAUACGGCUGUCGAGGCUGUUGAGCGGGGAGUCACAGAAACAUUUAUAGCGGGCGGGGUACGUGAGGACCUCUGUUGAAAGGAAGAGUAUGGUUCCACGUCUAUUGUGUUUUGCUUUUGGAAGAGGGACACGUACUGCUGCUGCUGCUGCUGCUGCUGUUCAACCGAUGCUGUAGCUCCGCCUCAUCCCACUUGGGCGUGCUGGUGUGAUGCCGGGUUCGGGAGGCAGAGGAAGCAGGUGUUCCGCUCCGCUAGGGCCGCACGUGCUCUGCUGUGUCCCGGUGUUUCUUUGCGCGCGUGCGGGUGGCAGCAGCCGGUGAACCGCCUCCGCCAGCACCCCGCACUGCACUACAGUGUUGAGUAGGUCACUGGGCAGCAGCAGAGCUCCUGUCUGGUAGUUUGAGGGGGCGGCCAAAUGCUGUGUCGCUGUUGCAGGUGCUGUUGUUGUUGCCUGCAGGGCGCCGCAGCGUCAUUAGACCUUACCUUUUGUUGAGAAUGUAUGCUCAGAUGUUGACUGUGGUUAAAGACAGUGAGUCGUAUAACAUACCAUAGUUGUGCACAUAAUCGUACUUUGGUGCGAAACCGUGCAAAGGUAGCCCUGUUGUGCGGUGGUGGUUAGCUUGUGCUCCAUAAGUGUUAACCUACGUUACCGAAACGGUGUUUUCCCCGCCCGCUGGAAACAGUGUUUGACAUGGUAGCGCCUGUGUGGGAGCGGGAUGCGGUGCGGUGCGGUGCGGUGCGGUGGGGUGGGGUGGGGGCAAAAGAGGAGCACAGCGCCUGUCAACGCCCUAGUACCCCUUCCCUGUGUGCUGCGGCGGCGGCAAUAAUACAUGUGAAUAAAAGGCCGCGGAUUUAUGGACGGUGGGGGGCAUCAGAUAGCACAGGGUUUGCUGCUGCUGCUGCAGUUGCUGAAGAAGUGUUAUUCUUCUUUUCCCAGGAGCCCCUGGCGUGUUAGUGUGCGAAGGCGAUGGGAGGGAUUAGGUAACUGAGCCGCGAGGGUGGGGUAAACCGAGAACGUUGACCACAUGCAGCUGCUGCGCUCGCCCUCCCCUGUCACAUGGGGGUUUCAUCAUCAUCAUAAGAACCCGUUGAUGGAUAUAGAUACAGAUUUGAAUAAUAACUACUCCACCGUUGGUUGGGCGCCCGAUUCAAGUCGCACGGCGUUGAUAAAUGUGCGGAUGGACCCAUGGGUCACCCCUAACCGCUGUUCUUGGUCUCUGCAUGUUGCGGGACGCACACCUUGUGUGUAUUUAUGCUGUGUACGGCUCGGCCGCUAUUGUUGCUGCCAUUUAACAAUACGAACAAUACACUAGCGACGAAACACACAGGGGCUUAUUACCACUCAUUUUCAGUUCCGAGGGACGAGUUCUUUUGCUUGGCUGUAAUGGCAACGCCCCUCAAUCCCUCCAUAGCCCCUGCUGCCAGUUUCCUGACCAAUCUCUCAAUGCAAAAGGACACAGCUGCGGCAGCACUACUUGAGCUUGCCGUACUAAAUCGCCGUGCAAGUAUACCGUACAGGAGCGAAGAGCGCAGCACGCGACACACGUGUCGACCCGACAAUGCCGGG
This is a messenger RNA of Astrephomene gubernaculifera, 7201 nucleotides long. Lineage: Eukaryota; Viridiplantae; Chlorophyta; Chlorophyceae; Chlamydomonadales; Astrephomenaceae. The record is from the annotation of a GenBank genome assembly.